AUGUCGCCCUUGUUCAUAGCCGCAGCGUCCUCUCUGUCCGCGUUUCAAAUAUUUUAUUCUAUUACUUCGUCACAUUCGCUUCUUCUCCCCGAUCCCCUUCCGUCCCACACACGCACUCCCCUCCAUCGCUCACGCUUCCUCGCUCCAACGAGCACGCUCCCUCCCCUCCCGUCUCUUUUGCGCAAUCCCCAUUGUCGCGCACGCUCGCUUCCCAGGGUUGCGGAUUACAAAUUCCUUCCGUCGCCCACGCGCACUCCGUGCCCGCCGCGCGCACUCUCUUCCGCCACCCCCGCCCAAGACCUUCCCGUCGCCCACGCUCACUCGCUUCCCAUCGCCUUCGCGCAAUCGUUCCGUCGCCCACUCUCACUCACUUCCGUCGCCCGCGCUCACUCCCGUCGCCCGCGCUCACUCCCUUCCCGUCGCCCACGCUCACACCCUUCCCAUCGCCUUCGCGCAAUCCUUCGGUCGCACACGCUCACCCCCGCUCGUCGCACACGCUCACCCCCGCUCGUCGCACACGGCCAAUUCCCUUCGUCCCACGCUCACUCCUCCCCGUCGCGCACGCUCUCUCCCUGCCCUCAGGGAUGGGGUGGACGCGAGGUGGAGGAGUGGGGGCGAGUCGUCGUGCUGAGUCGGGGGCGCCGCGACACCGUGGGAGGCACCAUUUCUGCCCCACCCCUUUCCGCCCCAACCCCUUUCCGCCCCACCCCUUUCCGCCCCACCCCAUUCCGCCCCACCCCAUUCCGCCCCACCCCAUUCCGCCCCACCCCAUUCCGCCCCACCCCAUUCCGCCCCAACCCAGUCUGCCCCACCCCAUCUCCUCCCCACCCCUUUCCGCCUCACUCCAUUCCGUCUCAACAAGAUCCCCCUGGACAACCGGAAGCGCGUGCUACAGCUGCUGCUGUGCUCGUGCUACAGCUACGCGAGAUGCGGUGCUCUGCGCUGCUCUGGGGCUCUGCGGUGCUGUGCUGUGCUCUGCUUGACGCACACCCAUCCUCUCCUCUCCCCAUCCUCUCCUCUCCCCAUCCUCUCCUCUCCCCAUCCUCUCCUCUCCCCAUCCUCUCCUCUCCCCAUCCUCUCCUCUCCCCAUCCUCUCCUCACCCCAUCGUCUCCUCUCCCCAUCCUCUCCUCUCCCAUCCUCUCCUCUCCCCAUCCUCUCCUCUCCCCAUCCUCUCCUCUCCCCAUCCUCUCCUCUCCCCAUCCUCUCCUCUCCCCAUCCUCUCCUCUCCCCAUCCUCUCCUCUCCCCAUCCUCUCCUCUCCCCAUCCUCUCCUCUCCCCAUCCUCUCCUCUCCCCAUCCUCUCCUCUUCCAUCCUCUCCUCUCCCCAUCCUCUCCUCUCCCAUCCUCUCCUCUCCCAUCCUCUCCUCUCCCCAUCCUCUCCUCUCCCAUCCCAGGCGAGCAUGA
This is a messenger RNA of Closterium sp. NIES-65, 1404 nucleotides long. Lineage: Eukaryota; Viridiplantae; Streptophyta; Zygnematophyceae; Desmidiales; Closteriaceae. The record is from the annotation of a GenBank genome assembly.